AUGGACGCCGGUGAAGAACCGCCCGAAUUUGUUUAUGAAGAGUUACGUGGUUCCAAGCGUAUGCUCACCAUGGCAAAGGAUUCGUUGGGCGUGGCGUUCUGGCGACUCUGUCCUGGAGAGAUGACCCUCAUUGCUGAAGUGUAUUGCCAGUUUCUCGACAGUAAUAUCGGCAAUUGGAUGGCAGCACAUAACUUCAAGAAGACAAUUAUCAUGACAAUGCUAAGCCCCACGCAUCUCGAACUGCGCAACAGUUUUUUGAAGAAAAGAAUAUUGAAACCUGGUUUCAACCGCCGCAUUCUCCCGACCUCCAGCCGUGCGACUUCACCUGCUUCGGUCAAAUGA
This is a messenger RNA of Haemonchus placei, 342 nucleotides long. Lineage: Eukaryota; Metazoa; Nematoda; Chromadorea; Rhabditida; Trichostrongylidae. The record is from the annotation of a GenBank genome assembly.